UGUUCCCCAGCCCCCUCUUCAAGUGCGGCCCAAACCGCUGUUCUGCUCCCCCCUGCCCCUCCUCUCUGCACAGCUGGGGCCACCUGGCACUUUCUGGGAGGCAGGGAUUGAGAAAUGUGCAUUGUGAGGUCUGGUGGGGAGGGUAUGUCAUUGGCCCAGGGCCACAGGUCAGCCCCAGGGGCUCAGCCCCUGGUCCUUAGCCUUCUCAAAAGAAGCUGGAGCAGUGUCUUCCUGGCCUCCCCAUCUGCACCCCACUGGCAGCUCUCUGAAUUCCCAGGCCAGAUGGACGCCAGGCCUUGGUCAGACAGACCUCAGGUCUCCAGCCCGCUUCCCGCCCCCAGGAGAUCUCACCCCAUUCAGGGAGUGACACCAAGCCCUCCAGAUGGAGCUUCCUUCCUGUUCAGAGCUCUUGCCUCUCUCUCCUUUCUCUCCUGUUUCCUGGUCCCACUCACUGGCAGGCCUACCACUUUUAGAUCCUUGAUCUUGUUGCAUCCUUGCAACUGCUAUGAGAGUAGGGCAUGAUCCAUUAUCCCGUUUCAUACAAGAUGAUCCUGAGGUUCAGAGAGGUUAAGAGAUUGUUUCAAGGCCACACAGCCUAGCAGGAAUUCAGGCCCAGACCUUCCUGACUCUGAGUCCAGGGCUCCGUGUCCUGUCCCCAACCCAAAGUCUUGCUCAUGUAGUCACCCUGGCUGUCACCCUUUACAGACAAUGCCUCCGACAAGGAUUUGGCAGACCUGGUCUCUGAGAUGGAGGUGAUGAAGCUGAUUGGCCGACACAAGAACAUUAUCAACCUGCUGGGUGUCUGCACCCAGGAAGGGCCCCUGUACGUCAUUGUGGAGUGUGCCGCCAAGGGAAACCUGCGGGAGUUCCUGCGGGCCCGCCGCCCCCCAGGCCCUGACCUCAGCCCUGACGGGCCUCGGAGCAGCGAGGGGCCACUCUCCUUCCCUGCCCUGGUCUCCUGCGCCUACCAGGUGGCCCGGGGCAUGCAGUACCUGGAAUCACGGAAGUGCAUCCACCGGGAUCUGGCUGCCCGCAAUGUGCUGGUGACCGAGGACAAUGUGAUGAAGAUCGCUGACUUUGGGCUGGCCCGCGGCAUCCACCACAUUGACUACUACAAGAAAACUAGCAACGGCCGCCUGCCUGUCAAGUGGAUGGCACCUGAGGCCUUGUUUGACAGAGUCUACACACACCAGAGUGACGUGUGGUCAUUUGGGAUCCUGCUGUGGGAGAUCUUUACCCUCGGGGGCUCCCCAUACCCUGGCAUCCCAGUGGAGGAGCUGUUCUCGCUGCUACGAGAGGGGCAUCGGAUGGACCGGCCCCCACACUGCCCCCCAGAGCUGUAUGGGCUGAUGCGUGAGUGCUGGCACGCAGCACCCUCUCAGAGGCCCACUUUCAAGCAGCUGGUGGAGGCACUGGACAAGGUCCUGCUGGCCGUCUCUGAGGAGUACCUCGACCUCCGCCUAACCUUUGGACCCUACUCCCCUGCUAGCGGGGACGCCAGCAGCACCUGCUCCUCCAGCGACUCUGUCUUCAGCCACGACCCCCUGCCCCUGGGGCCCAGCCCCUUCUCCUUCCCUGGGGUGCAGACAUGAGCAGCGGCACAAAGUUGUAUGGGCAGGCCGGCCAGCAGCCUUGGGCCUCCUGGCUGAGCCGCAAGCUGGUGGUGCUUGACCUUGGCACCCCCAGGCCCUGACCUAAAGGUACUGUCCCAGAUCUCUGGUUCUGCUUUGGGGAGGUCUGUCUUUUGUCCUGGGGUCUCUAGUUGAGACUCCUGCUCUGGCCUCUGGGUCUCAAGCCAGAGUUCAACCCCAGUCUCAAGGCCUUGCCCUUGCCUUGGAGUCACGGCCGCAGUGUUCUAAUGGCUUGUUAAGGUUCUGCUUGGCCUCCUGGGCCUUGGCACUCGGUCCUUGUUCCAGGGCUUUGGUUGGACCUGGCUGUAGGGCUGUCCUAAAUCUCCCCACUUUCCUACACCAAGAAAGGUCUUGGGCCUCUGAACCCCAUUUCCCUAGGCCUCCCCUGCCUCCCCGCUGCUGCUUAUCCCAGCAUCUCGGUGGAAGGAGCACUGGCCCCUUUGCUAGAUGAGAGGCGGGAAGCCUGCCAAAACACAGAAGCAAAUGGCCUUUUAUAAAUUAUUUUUUUUUGCAAUAAA
This is a messenger RNA of Physeter macrocephalus (sperm whale), 2149 nucleotides long. Its product is annotated as fibroblast growth factor receptor 4. Gene Ontology annotation, cellular component: plasma membrane; signaling receptor complex. Lineage: Eukaryota; Metazoa; Chordata; Mammalia; Artiodactyla; Physeteridae. Gene Ontology annotation, biological process: multicellular organism development; cell surface receptor protein tyrosine kinase signaling pathway; regulation of bile acid biosynthetic process. The coding region runs from base 747 to 1592 and encodes 281 amino acids. The transcript has 7 exons. Gene Ontology annotation, molecular function: fibroblast growth factor binding; fibroblast growth factor receptor activity; ATP binding. The record is from RefSeq and is a predicted model, not a curated record.